This is a messenger RNA of Pectinophora gossypiella (pink bollworm), 5637 nucleotides long. It is a transcript of the gene CtBP, whose product is annotated as C-terminal-binding protein. Lineage: Eukaryota; Metazoa; Arthropoda; Insecta; Lepidoptera; Gelechiidae. The record is from RefSeq and is a predicted model, not a curated record. The transcript is spliced from 15 exons. Gene Ontology annotation, molecular function: transcription corepressor activity; oxidoreductase activity, acting on the CH-OH group of donors, NAD or NADP as acceptor; NAD binding. Bases 769 to 2121 code for a protein of 450 amino acids.
CAUUUGCCGGGCAAGUAUCACAGGCGUGCACCGAUCGUAAAUUCCGUUUUCGCCGCGUGAAAGGCGACCCGUGCUUGCCAGCGGUGCAUUCACCGCUCACCGUAUCGAAUUUAUCGCGAGAUCGAUACGCGUACAAGCACUAUAGUUACCUGCGCGUCGCCGCCGACGUCACCCCACGUGGCGCGAACGCCGCCGCCGGCGCGCCUGUGUGUGUGUGCGCCACGAUUAUAUGGAAUUCAGCGAUUACGCCACCUACCUAUACGAGCGAGUGCGUCCGCCGCGAAGUAAUAAUAAUAAUUAGCCGCCUCAUUAUUGUUAGUGAAGGCGACGGCGCUCGCUGUCACCGCCAGAUAACCGCUUUACGCGCGCAGACGCCCCGCUCCCCGCGCCAUUGUUUCCUCACCACUGUUCUGUUUGUGUCCUACUGUGUUGUCGUGCACCUGGCCUGUGGCUCACUGGAUUGUUUGGACUCGACAGGGGACUCCUAUCAGGUUGUGGUGAAAUAGCAGCGCAGGCUAAAAAGUGUUAGUGGCGUACAAUAAGUGCAGUGAGGGAGGUGCUUGGUGUGUGUGGUGACUGUGCGUUGUUGCGUUGUGCGUUGUGCGCGUGUGUUGUGCGCGGGUGCGUGGCGUGCGCUGUGGCGCCGGAAUCGCGCGCGAGCCAAUGCCGGGGCGCCGAUGGGGCGGUGAUCUCGGCCUGACUACGUCACUACAGCAGCGCUGGUGACGCGCUGCAGGCAGGUGGAAAAAAGCGGCGCUGCCGCUUUAAAUGGACAAACGCAAGAUGCUGCCAAAGAGAGCGCGUAUGGAUAGCAUGCGGGGUCCCAUCGCCAAUGGACCCUUGCAGUCGAGGCCUCUGGUGGCCCUACUGGACGGGCGCGACUGCACCGUGGAGAUGCCAAUCCUCAAGGACGUGGCCACAGUCGCCUUCUGCGACGCUCAGUCCACCUCCGAGAUACACGAGAAGGUGCUGAACGAGGCGGUGGGCGCGCUGAUGUGGCACACGAUCAUCCUGACCAAGGAAGACCUGGAGAAGUUCAAAGCUCUCAGGAUCAUCGUGCGCAUCGGCUCCGGUGUCGACAAUAUUGAUGUCAAAGCCGCCGGCGAACUAGGGAUAGCAGUAUGUAACGUGCCGGGUUACGGCGUGGAAGAGGUGGCGGACACGACGAUGUGUCUCAUAUUGAACCUGUACCGGCGGACCUACUGGCUCGCCAACAUGGUGCGCGAGGGGAAGAAGUUCACAGGGCCGGAGCAGGUCCGCGAGGCGGCGGCGGGCUGCGCCCGCAUCCGCGGCGACACGCUCGGCAUCGUGGGGCUCGGCCGCAUCGGCUCCGCCGUCGCGCUGCGGGCCAAGGCCUUCGGCUUCAACGUCAUCUUCUACGACCCCUACCUGCCCGACGGCAUAGAGAAGUCGCUGGGGCUAACGAGGGUCUACACGCUGCAGGACCUCCUAUUCCAGAGUGACUGCGUGUCAUUGCACUGCAGCUUAAACGAGCACAAUCACCACCUCAUCAAUGAAUUUACUAUCAAACAGAUGCGCCCAGGCGCGUUCCUAGUGAACACGGCGCGCGGUGGGCUGGUGGACGACGAGGGGCUCGCUGCGGCGCUCAAGCAGGGCCGCAUCCGCGCCGCCGCGCUCGACGUGCAUGAGAACGAGCCCUUUAACGUGUUCCAGGGCCCGCUAAAGGAGGCGCCGAACGUGCUAUGCACGCCGCACGCGGCGUUCUACUCGGACGCGUCGGCGCAGGAGCUGCGCGAGAUGGCCGCCUCCGAGAUCCGCCGCGCCAUCGUCGGGCGCAUACCCGACUGUCUACGGAACUGCGUUAACAAGGACUACUUCCUGCCGUCGGCGGCGCCGGUGCUGGCCCCGCCCGCCGCGCCGCUGCCCACGCCGCAGCCGCCGCCCAGCACCUACAGCGAAGGCAUGAACGGCGGGUACUACGGCAGCGGCGGCGGGGCGCAGGCCGCUCACUCCACCACGGCGGUGCAUGAGCCGCCCGCGCUGCCGCCGCAACCGCAGCCGCAGCCGCCGCCGCAGCAGCCGCCCAUCACUCUGCCAAUAAACACGUCGGAGCCGGCGAACCACCAGCUGCCCAAGCAGGAGAGCUCUGACGUCCACUAGACUACGCUACGUUACAGUACCGUCGCCACCCGUCACGUCACCAGACAAACAAUAGUUUUAUCCUUCCAUCGCAACUAUGUCAUAAGUACUUGUAAGCCAACGAGUCAAUACAAAUGUGCCGCGCAGUUUGCAUUGAGACGCUCCAGCGGCGAGGACUGAUGACGUCACGACACUCGAUAUACCCUGUGAUGUGAUCCGCGCGAGCUGACGUAGCCAGGAGUCCAAGGUUGCAUACUAAGCGUCUAGUCGAUUCGCAGGAUAUACUUCGAUUCGCAGGAUAUACUUGCUAUAAGUGGCUAUAACCCUGUUAAACGUAAUAUGAUUAAAAUGCUGCACGACAGAGAUGUAGUAAAUCGCCUAGCACAAUAGACAUAUCUCUCGUCUCAUUCGCACCAUUGGUGUUUUAAAGGGCCCGAUUGGCCACUGCGCUGAGAUCUAUUGUGACCAAAUCCCUAAGGAGUCCUCCAGACCAAUCCGUUUGAUGAGAUCCACUGUUUUUUUGGGAGGACGAUUAUAUGAUACCCUGUGGGUCCAUUAUAUGGCCCCCCAGUGCCCAGCUUCUGUGCAUGAGAGCCUCACAGCUGCACAGCAGGUGUAAAGGCAUCUCAUCUUGCUUUAAACAAUCUGCAUAAAGGGGAGUCAUUUAGCUCCAUUCUAUGUAGGUGCUUGUUGAGUCUGCAGUGACAUGUGAGGGCCCUUAUUAGGUUUAGAACCUUCCUUAGCAAGAGUAAGAACCGGUAACGUUAUACAGGUUAAUAAUACGAAAGAGGCGAGAGAUAUGUCGUUCUAAUUAUAUUCCGUUACAGGCUAUGCGUUUCAGAGCAAUACGUCUGGUCCGUACGAGCUGCCGGUGUGGACAGACUUGAAACUUUGAGGAUCGGGGGUUAAAAUGACCAAUAAAACCAAUUCAUCCAAAAAACAAUAUUCCAAUUUGACAUUUGCGCAUAUAUAGUAAUGUGCGCAAUGCCGAGUAAUGUCAAAUAGCAACGUUGCUUUUAUAAUUGAAUAGCUUUUAUGUGGUCUUUAUAAACCAGCAGACAACUUGCAGCCACUGUUGAUACGAAAUCCUAAUAUGGAUAUGAUGAACCUUAUGGUGAUAGGCGUAAGAGAGGAAAACAUCUUUUUGGAACGCGGAUUGCACGCAAACACAAGUAAAUGACAGUUGAGGUAAAUCAACAGCAAGGCAUGUCAAGGGACUUAACAGCUGUCGAUGACUGGGUGCAUAUAUUAUACACCUCAGCCUAUCCCUUUGAGGAUACAGGCGUGAUGCAUGUAAUACGUAACUCGUUUUAUAAUUGAGUAUUUUGAUGCGAACAGUCCGUACGAACCAUACUCAUUGCUCUGGACUGGUUCCAGCAAUAUCCUAUGGCUGCAACAAUGAAAGCGCAGGCGCAUGCGAGUUAGUAAUUCCCUUUUUUGCAUCACGCUCUCGAUUACUAUCAGCGUUCGUCGUAUCAACAAAGAUCUAAUUACGUAGUUUCGAAGGUCCCCCCCAUAAACAUGGUAAAGAAUGCACGGGCGCUAUGUUGGUUCACGUGUCGCCUCGAAAGUGUGACUGCAAGUUGUCUCCUGUGGCUCUGCCCACUUCAUUAUGGAUUAUGGGCGUGUGUUGUCUGUGAUUAAGCAAGUAUAUGCGCACGAUUCUUUCUAUAAUUACAAACGGUUAAUAGGGUAGUUGACAAGUUUCAAAAACUAGGUUUUCAUCAUAGUUCCAAAAUAGACAUAAAUUGAUAGCCAAAUGUGAAAACAGAAUCGAAAUUCGUUGAAAUGUGAAAUAGUUAUAGCCAUCCGAAAUCAAAGAGAAAGAAAUGUUAAUAGGAAUGCAUGAUAUCAUGUUCAGGAGUUCAAGCUACAAUCAGCUACAAAUGCCGUUUUGCUAUAAAGUAAAAACUUUAAAAUAUCCGGCGUUGGAUGAGAUAUUGAAAAACAGAUUUCAGAUUUAUCUUUAGCAUGUUCGCGAGUUGAUGAUAAUAAAAUAACACCAGUCAAGUACCCUUCUAGUGCGCGCUUUCAUUGUUAGGCCUCCUAACUAGUUACACAUUAGAUCGGGACCUCGGAUUAGGUGGUCAAAAAAAUAUAAAAAUGUACAAAUAAAAAUGACAUGAUUAUCAAAAUUGAAAAUAUACUAUUGUACCUACGAUGAUAAAUAAAUUAAUUAAUUUACGUACAGUCAGAAAGCUCGAUUAUUUUUGUAACUGUAGUCUGUUGAUGACGUCACAGCAACCGUUGUCCUGUAUCGAUGAUGUCACAGUUCUCGUGUGAAAGCGGAACAAGUAUGAUAUAAUACCGGCCCGUACAGUCUCCUUUAUUUGCGAGAAUAGGGCCGUGGAUAACCUCUGUUUUGGCAGAGCAUUAUGGGCUUCAACUUAUUGCCAAGAGUAAGUUUAUAAAGUGCCCGAGUUCCUAAUGAUUUUAUCUAAUGUUUGGAUAGACUCUUGACAUGUUUGGAGUGCGGUUCUCCUUGAAUAGAUCGCUCCAAUCAAAUACUUAAUUUGAGCUUACGUCGGAUAAGUACAUUCGUAGCGAUAGUGUUGAUAUAAAGAUAAUGAUUGUGGGAUGACAUUGAUUAUUUGAUAUAAUAAAUGAACGUUAUAAUGUUACAAGUAUAUGUUUACGAAUGAAAUUAAGGAAUAUAAAAUAAUACAUUUAUGUUUAAACCGUCUCAGUGCAAACGUCGCGCGGAUAAUUGAAGUGAGCGAAUAGUUGAUUCUGUGUUUGUAUUCGGUAAGUUGGGACAGCUAUAUAUAAAUAAAUAUGUUGCUGUUAUGUGUUAUGCGUGAGGACCUAUGGGGGAUGUGUGUAUGUAAAGAGGGAGGGAUGAAGUGAUGUGAAGUCGUGCGAGUGGGCAGGGAACGCGGUACUAGAGUACUGAGAGAUGUAGAGGACGCGGUACUAGCAGUACAACUGGUACUAGCGGUGCAACUGGUACUAGCGGUGCAACUGGUACUAGCGGUGCAACUGGUACUAGCGGUACAACUGGUACUAGCGGUGCAACUGGUACUAGCGGUACAAUUGGUACUAGCGGUGCAACUGGUACUAGCGGUACAAUUGGUACUAGCGGUGCAACUGGUACUAGCGGUGCAACUGGUACUAGCGGUGCAACUGGUACUAGCGGUAGAGCGAUCCGAGCGUACAGCAUUUGUAAGCAUUUCCCGCCCCCCCGGCUCCGACCGUGCAUUCUCACUCUUAUUUUUAAGUAUCAAACGACUGUAGAAUUUUAUCAUCACACUUUAUUAACGAGAAGACAGGUCUCCGUGAUUUUUUUUAUUUGAAAUGUACAAAAUCAUGCUUCAUUUGAUAUUUUUUUCUAAAUAGAGUUUAAGUGAGGACUUUGUACAUGAACACCGAGAAUAGUACGCUGUAGGGCAGAACCCACAACCACCUGUUUGAAAAUCGUGAGAAUUGGUAUUUAAAAUUAGUAUUUACUUACAGUUUAGUUUAAUGACAAAAACAAUGUGUAUAUUUUAUGAAAAGUGAAAAAGUUCUUAAAUAAAACUAUUGUUUUCGGAUUAAUUA